Molecule: messenger RNA, 2013 nt
Organism: Sphaeramia orbicularis (orbiculate cardinalfish)
Lineage: Eukaryota; Metazoa; Chordata; Actinopteri; Kurtiformes; Apogonidae
Gene: cpsf4
Product: cleavage and polyadenylation specific factor 4
Exons: 8
Coding region: 349-1149 (266 amino acids)
Molecular function (GO): zinc ion binding; RNA binding
Source: RefSeq, a predicted model, not a curated record
UCUUCAGUCGGGUCAGAGGUGAGUGUGCGCGCCCUCGAUGCAUCCACUGUGUUGAAGAAGGAGCAGUUCCGCGAGAAACAAAAGUUAUCAAAAACUAAAACUACUUGGUUGAGGGGAUUUUGGUUACAUCAGUCAAGUAAAGCUACAAAACACAGUAGAAGUUCACUGUGGAUUCUACGUCAAGUAGCUCGCCGACUAUCGUUAGCUUAUUGAUUAGCCUGGCUAACGUUGUUAGCCACAUUAGCUGGCUAAUGAAGAAUUUACUGAGUGGUUUAAGUAAGAGCUAACGCAACUAACAGAAGUAUAUAUUUCUCGGACUGGCUUUUGACAGGGAAUACUGAAGCAAACAUGCAGGACUUACUAGCUAACGUGGAUCACAUCAAGUUUGACCUGGAGAUCGCCGUGGAGCAGCAGCUAGGCGCCCAGCCGCUGCCUUUCCCCGGCAUGGACAAGUCCGGGUCUGCUGUGUGUGAAUUCUUCAUGAGGGCAGCUUGUAUGAAAGGUGGAAUGUGUCCAUUCCGUCACAUCAGUGGAGAGAAGACUGUGGUGUGUAAGCACUGGCUCAGAGGACUGUGUAAGAAAGGAGACCAGUGCGAGUUUCUUCAUGAGUACGACAUGACCAAGAUGCCUGAAUGCUACUUCUACUCGAAGUUUGGUGAAUGUAGCAACAAAGAAUGCCCGUUCCUGCACAUUGAUCCAGAGUCCAAGAUCAAAGACUGUCCCUGGUAUGACCGAGGCUUCUGUAAACACGGUCCUGACUGCAGACACAGGCACACAAGAAGGGUGAUCUGUGUAAACUACCUUGUAGGAUUCUGCCCAGAAGGAAAAUCCUGUAAAUUUAUGCACCCUCGUUUUGAGUUACCUAUGGGAGCUUCUGAACAACCUCCUCUGCCACAGCAAACUCAGAAUCAGACAAAGCCUGUGCCUACUAUCGGCCGCUCGUCCCUCUCUCUAAUCCAGCUGACCAACUCCAGUAUAGGCCAGCGGCCACAGAACCACAUGGUGACUCCUGUUUCUCAUCAAAACAACAUGUCUGCCAACAGAGGCCCUCGACCACUGGACCAGGUCACCUGUUACAAGUGUGGUGAGAAAGGCCAUUAUGCCAACAAAUGCACUAAAGGACAUCUUGCCUUCCUGAGUGGACAGUAAACUUCAGCCUCAGGAUCCAAAUAUUGCAGCGCUGCCUUCGCUGACUGAUAAGAGCAGAGGAUGGGUGAAGCAGCUGAACAGAGGCAGCCAUUCUGCUCCACAGGUUGAAAGACUUUAAGUGCUGCUCUCGUGUUUGUCCAUUCUGGGUGAUUUUGUACAAAGGCAGCAAGAAAUACAAAGGAUGCUACUUAAAUUGUUGCCUCUUAAAAACUGGAUUCAUGCAAAUAAGAAGAAUCACAAAGCACACUGAAGUUAUUAUCUCUGUGGCCGUGGUCAGAAAACCUGUCAACUGAUGUCACCCACACAGGGUCCAAACUGCUGCAAGCAUCUGUGGAGAAAUGCUGUGCUUCAACGUGUUCCUGGGUCACAUGGCUAUAUUAAUAAUACCAAACCAUUGCUUCUGUCUGACAGUUUAAGUUAAAUCCAAAUGAUAGAAAUGGAAGUACAAACCUAAAACUGGUGUCAUUUAUGUUCAGACUACAAUGAAUAAUCAGAUCAAACACAACCCUGUAGUGGCUUGUGCUUAAUUUUAGCCCAAGGGUGGGAUCUUGUUCAGCCACACAGCAUUACACAAUGUUGAAUUUCAGGUGAUCCCACCACAUACAUGUCUGCUUUUAAAUGCUAGAAAUGAUUAAUCAUUAUGCUUUGAAUACAGACUGUUAUUUUUUUAACUAGACAAAUAGGAUCUGAAGCAGUAUGGUCAGCUCAAAGUGAAUCUGGAGGGAAAAAAAAAACUUGAGUCAGUAUGAACAUUCGGUCUGUACAGUGUACAAAUAAACAUGUCAGAUUUAACUAGUAUUUGUUUUCAUGGUGAUGUGAGAGUGAGGUACUGUAACAAUGAACACAGGUCAAUUUUAGAUGUAG